AUGAGCGCUGAUUCAUCCGACUCAUCGAGGCAGUCAGACUCUCUCGACCGCUUGGACGAUGCCGACAGAAAUCACGUCCGCAACAAGGUCCUCUCGCUACGUUCAAAGAGGAGAGCCGAAAUAAACCUUUCGACAAGACUCAUCGCAAACGACACCCUAGGUUCGGAUCGAUUGACAUGGGUUGGUGUCGACGACGAUCUCGAGCACCUUUCAUCGUCUGCCUUCUCCUCUUGUUCCUUGUCUUCUCCCUCCAAGCCAUCCAACUCCAGCGAGUAUCGCAACAGCGGCGAUGACGACGACGACGACGCGGACAGCACAAUUCUAGGCCAUUACAUUCAAGCUUUACCAGUUCCGCCAAAUAGUCGCCCCUCUCUCACGCCCAAGCAAAUGCAUCCGCGCUCCUCAUUUGCAUCUGAAGAGACGUAUAUCAGCUCGCACGAGUCCAGCUCACAAAUGAGCUGCAUGGCAGACGAUGACGACGUCGAUUCGCACAGCUUACAUACCACCACAGCCACCGAUAGCUCCUCUCCAGCGCCCUCACGGCGCGCUUCCAGCGCGCGUACUAGUAUUGCUUCACAUCGAAUAUCCGAGCAAGUCAGCUGCAAGGAUCUCGCAGUCACAGCUCUCCCUGUGCAAGCUUCAUCACAGCCGCUUGGUCCACCUCCCGACAUGCCACUCCCGCCCAAGCCGCUUUGUUCGCCUCGUAUUCGAAGUCCAAGCGCUAAGUGGAGAGAGUGUCGGCCAUCUCGCACACCUAGUCGCGCGUCUGCGCUCACAGCUGCUUCCUUUCGAUCUUCCAUCAGCGCUCGGUCUAAUGCCAAGAGCACCGAAUCGAGUCUCGCUUCCCCUCGUCUGAUACCCACUUCCAGCCAGCGCAACGACCAGUCCGAUGGCUCUGACGACGAAAUCAGCGGCAUCCGAAACAUUUGCCAACAGUUUCCGUCUCCUUUCUCUUCUAAGGAGGUACUGUCUCCAGCCACCUCCCGCCUGCUAGAGCAAAGCGACUCAAGGCUUGGUGACCAGGCCUUGCCAGCGUCAGUCUUCUCCGCUACGCCAUCGCAGUGGCAUAAUCCAACUUUAAAACCAUGCCAACCUUCAAACACAAUGGCAAAAAGCACGAUGAACUCGUACCCGGACUCCGAGACACCGCACGUCCACGAUGACAGAUCGAGCUCUACCAAAGGCCAAAGGGGCAGCGAGGGGGUGUUUUCAGAGAUCCUCUGUCUAACCGACAGCACCGACACUCUCGCGAACAGCCAACGAAUGUAUCGACCCCCUUAUGGCUCCAACGUAAGCGUAGCUAAAGUCGGUCUCGGCGCCUAUACGCUUUCUCGUUACGAUUCGCAACAUUCGCAGCUUUCUGCAAGUAAAACGAAGCAGACCGCUCCACACGCAAAGUUAAGUCAACCUAUGACGACGCGAGGGGUGCAAAACGAGCGUAAGCAAAUGGCCAAAACCAAAACACGUGAAACAAGAAUUCAUCACCAGCGGAGCGAUACCCUGUCUCGGAGUAUGAGCGAGCUCAUGGUGGCUCUCGAUCUUGAAGCAAACGAGUGGGGACAGCGCUUGAGCAAGUCCGAAAACACCGGUUCUUGCAACGAGCAGCAGACCGAAAUUGCACAGGCCCAAGCAUCUCAAGCGAUCCCUGCCAUGCGUCAUGCUGCCCUCUCUCACAGUGAUAGCAGCCAAAGUUCAGAGCAGCUGGACCUCGUAGCCUCUGAUUCGUUGCCAUCAUUGAGCUCUUCUGGAUCGCAAGCAAUCUCGCUCGAUGACUCGCAUGGCCCAGCAACUGCUGAAUCAUCGCUCACACGACCCAACACCGCAACGAGCUCGGCAUCAUAUGACGGCGAGGCUGACGCCACUGACGAAAGCCGCACCAGCACCGACCUUCGUUCUAUCUACGAAGCAUACAGACUCUCCUCAAGCACGAUGGCUUCGCAUCUCACGGCGCCCGUUGUCCGCAUCGAGGAUCCUGAGGGUGACCAGGUCGCAGAUUCCGAGCUCGAUGGCAACUCGUCCUCGGACGACAUGCCUAGAAAGCGCAACAAGUCGAGUCGCAAGAAAAGCCUCGGCUUCGAGGACCAGCGAGCUGCGUUGCGAUCCCGUCCUUUCUCGCCGCAUCGCUCUGCGUCUCUUUCUUCCAAACCGAGCCAGGCUUUCCGCUCAACGCUGUUACCUACACAGGAGGAGAUGGCGGCAUCGCAUGACGAUCCUCCCAGCGCGGCGGCUAACACAGAUGCUGAUCCCUACGCUUUCUAUGAGUUUUCGCCCAGCUUGCCACCUUUCAUGCCAGCCGGAGUGUCGCCACGUGAUCUGACUGGCAGAGGCACAUGGUCGAGCAUCGUGGCUCGUGCAUCCGAGACUAUGCGCCGCCAGCCCUCGAUAACGUCGAUAGAUUCAUUCGCCACCGCUGGCUCUGGUCCCGUCUCUCUGAGGGAGAUUCGUGCCGUUGUCCAGGCCAAACAAAAACAUGCCGAUGCCGCUCAUCGCGCUCGUGAGCAAAUGUCGGAUCAAUUUGCGACUAUGAGCUAUCGGCCUUUCGCCAUUCACCAACACGCGGCUUCUUUCGCCAAUCAGGCGGUCGCAUGGGAGGGUCAACGCUCCUCGGUCUCUUCGAUCGCGGGUGCUAGCAGCCUUUGUGAAGGCAUGACGUCUGGCCGCAGCUCAUCGAUCAGCUGUCCUGCAUAUGCGGAGUCGAUGGCUCCUAGCGUUGCUGAUUACGGCACACGUUGGCCGGUUGCUGUUGGGGCUGAUCAGGGCGUCGGGCCCGACGAUGUUUCUUCUAUCCUCAGCACCAAGUCGUUCUGGCUGUCGAGGCGUCCUUCAGCUAGUCAACCUCCGGCAAAGGUGUACGUUGAAUUUUGCAUGCAAACAUCGCCUCAGCCGUCGCCCACCGAGUCGCUUUAUCCACCUCUCGAUUCGCUCACUGUCGACGACGGAGUGUCUCGAGCGGAUGCACAGGUUGGAAGCGACGUUCAAGAAGACCAUGUUGUCCAGCAUGACCGCGAAUUGGACAACUUGGCCACUGACGCUCCUCUGCAGCGUCGCAAGAGCAUAGCGUCGCAUGUUAGCAUGCAUAAUCUGGACUUUAAACUGGAUCAGCCUGGUCUGUGGCCUUCGCGCAUUCGAGCACCACGCCUGUCGUCGACCCCGCGAAGGGGGAGUGAAGCGCGUCACAAAGGCACAACAUCACAUGGUGGAGAGGUGGACAGCGACGAAGAGUCAGAACUGGACGUCCAUGCUGAGCUUGAGGACCUCGCAGAGCGCUCAGGAGUGUUGGAUGCUUCACGAGGAUUCAAACGUAAGCUUCACACCUCUGCAGCGAGCGUUGACAAGACCAGCACCGACAAUGACAGCAAUCAACGUCCGAUCGCUUCCAUCCCGGCCAGAUCACGCCGCAUCUCGGCGGCUUUGAGCCGUAUACGCUCUCAACGUGCUUCACGCAGCGCGGGCUGGACCAGCUCGGACGAUGAGCUUGACGAGGCAAACACAGCAGCACCGAAGACACCACACAGGAUAGCGGCAUCUGGUCGGCCUUCUCUGCCAGGAAGCGUUCCCGCCAAAGACAGAUGCAGCACCGUGCCUCUGCGUAGAUCAAAGUCGAUGGCAUCGAUGAGAGCUAUGAAGCGCCAUGAUUCGUCUCGGAACAUGCUUCGAGCUCGAUCUCCCAGCCCCGAUCUCAGCGCCUUGACGCAUCCGAGCGACGAUGAAGAGGUGCUUCUCACCGCAGAUUUUGACAUGGACGCGACUGGGCAUUUUUGCGCAACAAUCUUGGAUGAGGAGUUCGACAUGAUGGUUGGCCAGACGAUUACGACACGCUUCUCUGGAUCAGGCAAGGCAAACAGUCAGCCCAAAACUCAAAAUGGCAUAAGCGAAGCAGCAGACACGCAGGGCACACGCGCCACCGCCAAGAAGAGCAGUUACCCCGUCGAUGAUGACGUUCUUUCCGGCACUGAGGACAGCAAGGACUCGCAGCAGACGGUACAGAUGCACGCACGCUCAAGAACGAGCUCGAUGAGCAGUGUGAUUGAAAUGAUCCAGGAAGCCGAUGAAUUGCUUUCAUCAAACGGACACUCGAUCGGACACAGCUCGAGCCACGACACCAACGUCAGCGACUCGGGCGGAACCAGUGGCCAUGAUCCUCAGAGACCGAACCAGGUGGUAGCCGAAAUUCUGCGAAGUCGCAUGUCGAUGAGGUCAAGAGGCCUUCCGACUCCAAUUACGCUUGCAACCGCGCGUUCAGUGCACUCGGCUAGCAUUGCGACCAACACGGAAAAACCUGCGGCAGAAGAGACCAAGGUCGGUGCGGAUCUCGAGGACGAGGCUCCGUCGCCAAAUUUGCAAGACACGCCAGACACCAUGGCCGGGUCCGAAAUUUGGAGCGCUUUUCACGCGGAUCGAUCGAGUACGGCUUCGACCGCCACAACGUGGUCGAACCGUAGCAUUGAUCUGGCCCAGCCUGCGACGCGAACAAGCUUGCCAACAGUCGAUGUGGUCAAGGAGGAGGAGAGUGGAUCGCAUUCCCGCAUUGCAACGGACGAUACGCGUCUGACAGAGAAGCAAGGUGCAGCGGACGCAAGUGCGAGUAAAAUGAGCCCGCACCUGCGCAGGAAGAGCAGCUGCCUUCCUGUAGCUCGGCCCACAAACCAAAAGCAAUCACGACCAUCGCUUCCUCUUGCUCCCAAGUCGAGCUCUCUGGCGGCAUCAGUGGCCAGUACGAAGACGAUGAACAAAGCCGCCGUGCCCUCCACCGCGGCGAUGCGACGGUACCAAAGCGUGUCAGGCCUUCAAGCGCGCGCUGCAGACGUCGAGAGGAGCAACGUGGAAUCCCAGCGUCUGGUCGCAAGCCAAGGCGCAAGCGCCACAGCGCAUCCAAGUGGCGGCUGCCUCAGAACGCCGUCCAAGCCAAUUCGCGGCGUUGUGAGAGAAGGUGUGACGCCGUCCAAAUUACCGAGCCUGAGAUCCGCGGCGAGCACGUCUUCAUUGAGAUCACGAGCAGCGGUUCAGAAAGAACCUUCACCACGGACACUCACUUCGAGGCUGCGAACUCCGAACGCACCUGGACGAAGCCAACUGCCGUGCCUGGUCGCCGUACGCGCAAGUGGUCUGUCACGACCCGCUUCAGCAUCGACCAACUAG
Molecule: messenger RNA, 5139 nt
Organism: Mycosarcoma maydis (corn smut)
Lineage: Eukaryota; Fungi; Basidiomycota; Ustilaginomycetes; Ustilaginales
Exons: 1
Coding region: 1-5139 (1712 amino acids)
Source: RefSeq, a predicted model, not a curated record